CGCCGCCGCCGCCACCUCGCCGCCGACCAGACGAGCCUUCCCCGCGCAACACGAGCGAGUUGAUGUCCAUCUCCCCUCCCGAAUCCACCAGAGGAUCCCAACCGCUCGCGCCGCGCCCUUCCAACCCUAGCCCCGGACCCCGCCAUGGCAACAGCGUACCGCGCCGCGGCCGCCGCUCCCCUACCCCUGCCGCGGGUCCCGUCUCGCCGCACUCCCCCGGCUCCGCGCCACGGGACGCCGGCGGGAGCGGGGCGAGCUCCGGCUCAAUGGUUCCAGCUACCAGAGAAUGUGUUGAUAGUUCCCAAAAGGUAGUUGGAUUUAGAAUCUCUGGAGAAGAGAAUUAUGAUUCAUAUACCCAAGAAGUUGGCAAUUUUUCUGAAUGCCACUCUUCCGAACAUGGGAGUUCCUGUUCAGCAGCCAGUAAUGGCACCUCAGGCCAGGCAACUCCUCAGAGACCUGAAUUGAUGGAAUCCCUGAAGAUUGAUCAAUCCACUACAAAUUCUAGUGGCAAUGGGACUCAGGUGACUGCUAGAAAAAAUCAGUCUGUGAAUGCCAAUCAUCUGCUGAAUUUCCACUAUGAUCCAAUUUCUCGUCCGCAGCCUAGAGGCCCCAAGACAUAUCCUUCAAGAAAACAGAGGAAGAUCAGACCAUACAACAAAGAUUUGUUCCUACAAGCAAAUUUUAAGUUUGUUGUGUUGGAUACUGGAAGUUAUCAGAUGGAAUUGAUGGAUCCAGAUAAGAUGCUCCCGUGGGAAGAUAUUGUUUGUGUAAGAUACUAUAGCCCUUGUGAGGUGCAAUGCCCUAUUUGCUUGGAGAGUCCGUUGUGCCCACAGAUAACAUCUUGUGGUCACAUAUAUUGCUUUCCAUGCAUUUUACGCUAUUUACUUAUGGGAAAAGAAGAUUGCAAAGGUGACAGCUGGAAGAAGUGCCCGCUGUGUUUCAUGAUGAUCUCAGCAAAGGAGUUGUAUACGAUCUAUAUUACUCAAGUUCAGCAUUUUCAUGUUGGUGACAAUGUGACAUUCUCACUUUUGAGCCGCUCAAAAAAUUCACUCACUCCUACUAAGAACCUCACUGAUGAAUGCCCUUCUAUAGAUGAAGAUGAUUGCAAUGCUUUCUCCAAGUUCAUUUUGACGUCCGAUGUGGAACUUUCUGUUAGAGAGGCAAAAUCAGAUCUUAUUAAUUGGUUGCAUAUGGCAGAUUUAGGUCUUGUGGAUGACUUGGAGAAACUUCCAUAUGUUUCUACUGCUUUGGAGCAGCUAGAAGAACGGAUGAAAUAUUGGAGCGAGUACAGAAAUUAUAGUGUCAGCCCACCCCUAAAAGAGAGCUGCUCUCCUGGGACCAGUUCCAAAUUAAGGAACCUAAAUAGUACCCGACCCUCACGCCAGAACAGUGAACACAAGCUAUCCCCUCUAUCUGAUGAAGACAUUAUUGCUGGUGUUUCAGAUAUAUCUAUUUCACCUGAAUCAAAUAAAAUCUUUAAUAAACGAAUGCCAUCUAAAAUAGAAGAGAGAUGCAUGGCUCCCAUAGAUUCAAAUGAGAAGGAUACUUAUAAUUUUUACCAGGUAUCUGAUGGCCAACACCUAAUUCUUCAUCCACUAAACAUGAAAUGCCUUAUAAACCAUUAUGGAAGUUCUGAUAUGCUCCCACCAAGAAUACAUGGAAAAAUCUUGGAGCUAGAAACUGUAACACAAUCUGAAACUACGAGGAAGCGCUAUCGUUAUCUAAGCCACUUCUCAUUGACAACGACAUUCCAGUUUUGUGAAAUUGACCUGGGUGAUAUGCUGCCUCCGAGCUCAUUAGCUCCAUUCAUGGAUGAGAUCAAGAAGCGAGGGAAACAGAGAAAGCAAACUGCCAAAAAGGAAGAACGUGAUAGAGUGAAAGCCGAAGUUGCUGCUGCUGCGCAGGCAUCUGCAAUGCGGUUUGAACAUUUGAACUUCUCCCACAGUAGUGGGCCACAUGGCGAUUUUAUGUUCUCUCUGGAUGACUUUGAAGCUCUUGGAAACAAUCCUGGACCGUCGACAAGUCCACCAGCCAGUGAAAGAAAGCUUUUCUCCGAUGUUACACGGCUUGGCUUCGCAUCUGCUCAAGACUCGCCUCCUCUAAGAGUUGAAACUGGGGUUUUGACUGGCAAAAGUGAAAGCACGGGGGAACAAGGGCCUGCCGCAACAUCCGCACUAUCCUUUGCCAGCAUCAUUUCUUCCACUAGAGCUGCAGACAACAGCCUGGACACGCACAAACCAAAUGGAGUCGGGAAGAAAGGCAAGAAACCCACCAAAGUGCUCCUGUCCACUGGCGGUGGCCGCCGGUACUGAAGGAAAAGAGUGACACCGGAAGCAGUUGGAUGUUUCCUACAAGCGAUGUGUAUAAUGCAUGAAUUGGACUUCACAAUCUGUAACACUCCAAGUAGCAGCCUUUUUUCCCCUUUGGUUUGAUCUAAAUCAUUCUGACUGUUUUGGAAAGUCUUUCUGUGUAUCUACAUCCUGACCCAUGCUUAUGCUUAAAGGUGACUACUCUGUCGCAAAAUGAGAAGAGCAAUGUAAAAUUUAAUAAAUAAUGAUGCCAAAGGAGGGUACACACUGUUUGCUCAUUGUACGUCUACGAUCUGAUGCCUGCUGUUUAAAACUUUAU
Oryza brachyantha (malo sina) is the source of this 2628-nucleotide messenger RNA. Its product is annotated as RING finger protein 10. Gene Ontology annotation, biological process: positive regulation of transcription by RNA polymerase II. NCBI's taxonomy places the organism in Eukaryota, Viridiplantae, Streptophyta, Magnoliopsida, Poales, Poaceae. Gene Ontology annotation, molecular function: metal ion binding; transcription cis-regulatory region binding. The record is from RefSeq and is a predicted model, not a curated record. The transcript has 9 exons. The coding region runs from base 63 to 2312 and encodes 749 amino acids.